UUCUGUUGCCGUCUGAAACUGUGGUUCAGAAGCUGCUGCUGAUCUUGGCUACUAACUUCACUUUUUCUAUUGUUGGCUGAUGGAGGGAUAUAACAGAGUGAUGGCAGCCCUGACCGAGAACGUGCUGACAGUCAGCGUGUUACUGAGUGUCUUCUUUCUUCCAGUUCAGACUGGAUGUUCCAAGAACUCAUCCCUCGGUAUUACUGCACCAAAAACGCUGGAAGGCCUGAGUGGAUCCUGUUUGCUCAUCCCAUGCAGUUUUCUAGUGAUGUCAAGAGAAACGUCUGAUGAGGAGAGACAAAAAUUUGACGUUUCGCUUCAAAGUCACCCAGACUUUGGACAGGAUUCACAGAAUGUGACUUACAACAGCAGUCACCCAGAAGACGACCAUGAAAUGAACACGACUGGAAACCUGGAAAGGUUUGACGACAGGAGAGAAACGAUUGGCGUUUGGAUAACAGACGAACACGGGGUCGAGUCCUUUCCGCAAAAUGUGAUUUACAACAGCAGUCGGUCACAAAACAGAUACACAGUGAACAUCAUUGGGAACCUGACAGAGAAGAACUGCACCACCCUCUUUUCUAGCAUACAACCAAUUCAAGCGACGAAAUUCUACUUCAGGAUGGAGAACGGGCCGUUCAGAGCCACGGCUGUCUGUGAUCCUGUUCAAAUAACAAUGAGAGAUUCUGCUUGGAGCCCCAGGAUUGAAAUCUCAGGUGACGUGAAGGAGAAGAACUCUGUCACCGUAACGUGCUCAGCUCUCACUCCCUGUCCACAAUCACCUCCUGGACUCACCUUGAACCUCCAACCAAACCCUCACAGACAGAUGGAGAGGAACAAAGAUGGAACGUUUACAACUAUAAUCCAGCAGAACAUCACUCUGUCAGAGAUCCACGACGGAUACAACAUCACCUGCUCUGCCAGAUAUCCUGUGAAAGGAGGAAAAAACACAAGAAGGACAAAAGUGGCUCUCAGUGUUUCCUAUUCUCCCAAGAACACCUCAGUAUCCAUCACUUUAACAAAAGGUAGAUGGGUGGAGCUGCGUUGCUCCAGCAGAGCCAAGCCUCCCGUCAGCGUCUUCACCUGGUUUGAGAAAACCUCAAAUGGAGCCUUGAAAGUAGGUGAAGGAGAAAAUUAUGGACUCAAUGCCACUGAGGAGGAAGCUUAUUACUGUGUGGCCAUGAAUGAUGUUGGCAGUCAGACAUCUCCAGAGAUUCGUCUGAUUGCUCCAGUAAAAGCGUAUGAGCCAGCUGAUGAAAUUGCUGAAAGAAAAGGAACUGACUUUUAUCAAAUUCAGACGACACUGUUUUCAGGGGCAGGGCUCGUUGUCCUUGUCUGCCUGCUCAAAAUCGUCAUGUGGUAUCAUAAGAUCAAACGUAAAACUCCACAACAGGGCCAUACUCCACUUGGUGACUAACUGGGCCUUGAAUUGUGAGCCAGUACCACUGAGGGAGCUGUUUAACAUGAGGAUCUAAACUUCUUGAUAAAACAGCUUCCUCCAUGCGUAGCAGCAGACGGCGACAGGAGACGACGUACACACAGAUCUCCAGAUCUCUAAGAAAAAGCAGCUCAGCAGAGUCUGACUGCCCAGAGGUCAUCAACACACAAGAGAAUAAACAUUGACCUCUUU
Molecule: messenger RNA, 1630 nt
Organism: Xiphophorus maculatus (southern platyfish)
Lineage: Eukaryota; Metazoa; Chordata; Actinopteri; Cyprinodontiformes; Poeciliidae
Product: sialic acid-binding Ig-like lectin 13
Exons: 10
Coding region: 80-1417 (445 amino acids)
Source: RefSeq, a predicted model, not a curated record